Messenger RNA from Alligator sinensis (Chinese alligator), 2948 nucleotides. RefSeq names its product early activation antigen CD69-like. The coding region runs from base 1133 to 1861 and encodes 242 amino acids. The record is from RefSeq and is a predicted model, not a curated record. NCBI's taxonomy places the organism in Eukaryota, Metazoa, Chordata, Crocodylia, Alligatoridae. The transcript is spliced from 7 exons.
CAGAAGGGUCUUUCUGUGACACGCGGCGCGGACUGGACGUAAUGGGAACGAGCCGCAUCCGGGAGGGGCAGCCCGGAGAAACCCUGCGGGCUGUAAUCUGGACUACAGCUCCCAGAAGCCUCAGGGGAGGAGGAGUCUAAGACGUAGUGUACACGCACGCACACGAGAGCGGGGGGUGGCGGAGCGGGAGCCGGAGCCGGAGCACGUGCAGGUGCGGAGAGAGCAGCCGCCUGCGUGAGAGACCGUGACCUCCGGCUUGGACACCGGCGCCGACUGGAGACUGGCGGGUUUGGGGGCGCCUCCGCGGGUCGGGGGAAAUUAGGCUUCUAAAGACACGUGCUCGAGGGCAGGGCGUUCACCCAGCCCGCCCCGUCCCGUCCCUGCCCCACAGCCCCGCGGGCAGGCGCACGAGGCUUGGCGCUGCUGCUGCUGCUGCUGCUCGGGAGCGCGGGGCCCCGGGGCUCUGCAGCCAGGUUUUUCUACCACAUUCAACACCAGAUGACCUCAGAGGAAAACUGGAGGACAGAGGAGGGUAGCCCUCUGAACUUUGUAGCUAAAUGGCCAAAGUGCAUGCUCAGGAAACAGAAGACACAGGUUCUAGACUCCCCCUCACCUAGAUGGAGGUUGAAUCUGCAUCUGACUCCUUAGCAAAGUGCACCAAACACUAGGCCAAGGCUAAAAUUCUCCCUCCCCGCCCUCCUGUUGAAGGGGAGCCCCAGAGCAGCCAAGUGGGAAAGACGGAUAGGGCUAGAAGACUACUCUGCGAUUGAGAUGAGCACUGUCAUGGCAGCGUGGGGGCCCUGGACAUAUGAAAGGCAGGUCUGAGAGCUGCUCCUUCCGCUUGGAGGUGGCAGUGGUUAGGAACAAGGCACACUGAGCCUGAUUCUGCCCUGCCCUGAAGCUAGGAUGCUUGUUUCCACUUGCGUAGGCUGGAAGCAGAGAGCAGCGUGGAGGUGAUCGGGGCAGCUGGCUGAACACGUACCUUGCACAGCAGUCUUUUCCACAGGAGUCCUGUCUGUCUUGACCCUCUAAAUCUGUGGACAGCUGCUGCAACCACCCUAGAGCUGACCAGGGAGAGGAGAGUGCUGUGCAUCCUGCCGUCCCAGGCCCCUGUGUCACCUUGAGAGUGCCCAUGUGUCAGCUUGAGAAUGCAGAGGUGGGGGGAGAAGGGACCCCCUCCAAGGAGAAGUGCCUCUUAGAGUCUUCCCAGCAUUUGAAUAGAAACACAGAGAGCAGCAAGGAUGGGAAUGGAGAGCAGCCCUCUGGGAGUGAACCCCUGUUCACAAAGCAGAAUGGCACAGUAGAUGUGGAGCAAGGAGAAAAUCCAGCUUGCUUGCCUAAAUACAAGUUACCACUUGUUCGUGGAGGGAUAGGCGUCCUGGUAGUCAUAGUAGUAGCCUUGACAAUUGCAGUUGCCCUUCUUGCUGAAAAGAAUUGCGACUCCUUUGUCAUGCGUUGCCCAGAUGACUGGAUUGAAUACCAAGGGAAAUGCUAUUAUUUCUCAAAUGAUAAAAAGAGCUGGGACUCCAGUCAGAGCUCCUGCUCUUCACUUGGUGCCUCUCUGGCCAGGAUUGACACCCAGAAGGAGAUGAAUUUCACCAUGCGCUACAAGGGGCAGGCUGAAUACUGGAUCGGCCUGAGGAGAGAGCAGGACCAGCCCUGGACCUGGGUGAACAGCACAGAGUUCAACAGCCUGUUGUUCAGAGUGCGGGCAGACGGGAACUGUGCCUACCUGAGCCACAACUUUGUUGGCUCCACAGGGUGCUCCACACUGCGCCACUGGGUCUGUACCAAGCCCCAUAGGACAACCAGGGCAGAGGAUGACUUGAAGCCAGGCGCACGCAGGUGGAUAGCCUCAUGAACAGCAGUGGCCUAUGGUGCGGCACCAGGGUGUGUCCCCCAUUGUAUUAGCAUGGAUAAGAGGUGGGCGGUGCCAGGGUGCAUCCCCGCUGCACCAGUAUAAUUACGAGGUGGGCGGUGCCAGGGUGCAUCCCUACUGCACCAGUAUGAUUACGAGGUGGGCAGUGCCAGGGUACAUCCCGACUGCACCAGUAUUAUUGAAAGGCGGACAGUGCCAAGGUGCAUCCCUGUUGCACCUGCAAAUCUUGGAAGGCAGGUGGUGUGAAUGCUCAUCACUGCUUGUCAUAGCAUAAGGGAGCUGGCAUAUGGCACAUCCCUGCCCAGCUUGUCUGAGGCAUCAGCUGGGAUAUCUGGCAGUCAGUGCAGACAGCCUGUGUGUGCGCCCAGCCAAAAGUCUGCUAGGCCACUGUGGAAAGCAGUCAUGUCCUAAUAACUCUGCCCACUGGAGCUGCAGAUUAGCUGCUUUGUGCUAACAAAGGGCUGAUAGCUCCCCAGACUGGCAGCUUCAUAAACAGAAAUUUGCUUUUGCCAUGACUAAUGGCUCCCGAAUGGCCUAAAGGUAACACAUGCAAGUGUUAAACUGCAGAAAGGGGUUGCUCUGAGCCUGAGCAAUAGGAAGAGAAGACAGUAACUACUAUAUACUUAAUAAUCCUGUAAGGCAAUUGGUAGCAAUCAUAUAUUAGUUAUGCUGCACGGUUCAGUGUUAAUACAGUGCUUAUAUUAACCAUUGAUAGUUCAGUACAUUCAGAUAUUAACAGCUGAUAGCAUUAGUCACCUUUCUGAGGCACUCUAUAGCAUGAUCCCCAGCUCUCUGCAGAUGAUCUGUUACCAAAGGGCAGGCAACCCUAGUUGCUUGGACAGCACUGUCGCAUCGAAAAGAGUAAUGUGACCAACAGGAAGAUGUGCUGAAACGAUCAUUAUCAGAGGCAAGACAAGGUUUCCAUGUUUUACACAGAGCAUUACUCAUGCAAUUGUUGCACUAAAUAAUCUGUAUGAAGUGAAUCCAUAGCAGAGACACCUAAAGUUUUUAUGGCAUAUAUUUCUAGCUAUAUUUGUAUGCAUCAGUAUUCAAAUAAAUGAAAUAAACA